Dioscorea cayenensis subsp. rotundata (Guinea yam) is the source of this 2069-nucleotide messenger RNA. RefSeq names its product T-complex protein 1 subunit eta-like. Gene Ontology annotation, biological process: protein folding. Lineage: Eukaryota; Viridiplantae; Streptophyta; Magnoliopsida; Dioscoreales; Dioscoreaceae. Bases 141 to 1835 code for a protein of 564 amino acids. The record is from RefSeq and is a predicted model, not a curated record. Gene Ontology annotation, cellular component: chaperonin-containing T-complex. The transcript has 13 exons. Gene Ontology annotation, molecular function: ATP binding; ATP-dependent protein folding chaperone; ATP hydrolysis activity.
CCGUGAGAAACGGGGAUGGAGACGGGAUCCCAUUCCCUGCCCGCCCCCAUUCCUAUUCCUGUCUGCUGCCAUGGCGGCGAUGUUGGUAAGGAUACUUUGUCCUCCUACUCUUUCUGCAUCGCUAUGCGUUGUGUUGGUCUAUGGCGAUGGUUGGUUCUUCGAUCGAGCAGCAACCGCAGAUCAUACUUUUGAAGGAGGGGACGGAUACGUCUCAGGGGAAGGCGCAUGUGGUGAGCAACAUCAAUGCCUGCACGGCGGUGGCGGAUGCAGUGCGGACGACUCUAGGUCCCCGCGGGAUGGACAAGCUCAUCCAUGACGAUAAGGGAAACACCACCAUCUCCAAUGACGGCGCCACCAUUAUGAAACUCCUUGACAUCGUCCACCCUGCAGCCAAAAUCCUUGUCGACAUCGCCAAGUCCCAGGACUCCGAGGUUGGUGAUGGAACCACUACUGUUAUGCUUCUUGCUGGUGAAUUCUUGAAGUUUGAAAAAAUUUUCAUUGAGGAUGGAGUUCAUCCACAGAAUCUCAUUAGGAGUUACAGGACAGCAUGCUAUCUGGCAAUUGAAAAAAUUAAAGAAAUAGCUGUAAGCAUAGAGGGGAAAAGCAUGGAAGAAAAGAAAAGCUUGUUGGCCAAAUGUGCUGCUACAACACUCUCGUCUAAGUUGAUUGGUGGAGAAAAGGAGUUUUUUGCAUCAAUGGUUGUGGAUGCUGUCAUGGCUAUUGGUGAUGAUGAUAGACUAAAUUUGAUUGGAAUUAAAAAGGUCCCUGGCGGUAACAUGCGAGAUUCAUUUCUUGUUAAUGGCGUUGCUUUCAAGAAGACUUUUUCAUAUGCUGGAUUUGAGCAGCAACCAAAGAAAUUUUUGAACCCAAAAAUCCUUUUGUUGAACAUUGAGCUAGAACUGAAAUCAGAGAAAGAAAAUGCAGAAAUUAGAUUAUCAGAUCCUAUGCAGUAUCAAUCAAUUGUUGAUGCCGAGUGGAAUAUAAUAUAUGAUAAGUUGGACAAGUGUGUCAAAAGUGGAGCAAAAAUUGUUCUGUCACGUUUGCCAAUUGGUGACCUUGGAACACAGUAUUUUGCGGAUCGGGAUGUUUUCUGUGCUGGUCGUGUGGCAGAAGAGGAUUUGCGACGUGUUGCUGCUGCAACUGGUGGAACUGUACAGACUUCUGUUAACAAUUUUGUUGAUGAGGUUCUUGGAUCAUGUGAAGUGUUUGAGGAAAAACAAGUUGGAAAUGAACGGUUCAAUAUAUUUAGUGGGUGCCCUUCUGGUCAGACAGCAACAAUAGUUCUUCGUGGCGGAGCAGAUCAGUUCAUUGAGGAAGCUGAGCGCAGCUUGCAUGAUGCCAUUAUGAUUGUGAGAAGAGCUCUGAAGAACUCAACUGUUGUGCCAGGUGGUGGUGCUAUAGAUAUGGAAAUAAGCCGUUUCUUGAGAACACAUGCUCGAUCAAUUGCUGGGAAGUCACAAUUAUUUAUUAACUCAUAUGCGAAGGCCCUUGAGAUUAUCCCAAGGCAACUUUGUGAUAAUGCUGGAUUUGAUGCAACUGAUGUGUUAAACAAGCUCAGACAGAAACAUGCCCUUGGUACAGGAGCAAACUAUGGUGUAGAUAUUAACACUGGUGGAGUUGCAGAUUCAUAUACCAACUUUGUGUGGGAACCGGCAGUUGUUAAGAUUAAUGCUAUUAAUGCGGCAACAGAAGCUGCUUGUCUUGUUUUGAGUGUGGAUGAAACAGUGAAAAAUCCCAAGUCGGAGAGUGCACAAGGUGAGGCAGCUGCAAGUGCAAUGGCUGGUCAUGGUGGGGCAGCUUUCCGAGGACGUGGUGGAAGAGGCAUGCGAAGAUGAUGAUCAUGGCAACAGUUGAUUUUUCAUGCUUUUGUUUCAAGGUGGGCAAGUAUCUCAACUUCAGAGAGAUAUGGUUUGGUUCCUCUUCCUGCUGUCUUUAAAAAGCAGAUGCUUUGUACAUACUAAUGUUCUCUCUUGCCAACAUGAUCACAGUUUUAGAUUGGUUUGGGUACUCAAUAUUUUGAAGUUUACUCUUGGUGCCUUUGCAAUGCUUUUGUACAGAUUGCCAAAUUU